Molecule: messenger RNA, 4494 nt
Organism: Physeter macrocephalus (sperm whale)
Lineage: Eukaryota; Metazoa; Chordata; Mammalia; Artiodactyla; Physeteridae
Product: phosphatidylinositol 4-kinase alpha
Exons: 37
Coding region: 16-3999 (1327 amino acids)
Biological process (GO): phosphatidylinositol-mediated signaling; phosphatidylinositol phosphate biosynthetic process
Cellular component (GO): cytoplasm; plasma membrane
Molecular function (GO): 1-phosphatidylinositol 4-kinase activity
Source: RefSeq, a predicted model, not a curated record
GGUCCUGACUGUGAGAUGCUCACCCGGCGGUUGCCGCCCAUCAAAGAAGCAAAGCCGCGGUUGCAGAAGCUCUUCCGGGAUUUCUGGCUCUAUUCUGUGCUGAUGGGAUUCGCCGUGGAGGGGUCAGGACUCUGGCCGGAAGAGUGGUACGAGGGCGUCUGUGAAAUAGCCACCAAGUCCCCCCUGCUCACCUUUCCCAGCAAAGAGCCCCUGCGGUCUGUCCUCCAGUACAACUCAGCCAUGAAGAACGACACAGUCACCCCUGCCGAGUUGAGCGAGCUCCGUAGCACCAUCAUCAACCUGCUGGACCCGGCCCCCGAGGUGUCCGCCCUCAUCAACAAGCUGGACUUCGCCAUGUCCACCUACCUUCUGUCCGUUUACCGCCUGGAGUACAUGAGGGUCCUGCGCUCGACAGAUCCUGACCGCUUCCAGGUAAUGUUCUGCUACUUUGAGGAUAAAGCUAUUCAGAAAGACAAGUCUGGGAUGAUGCAGUGCGUGAUCGCCGUUGCCGACAAGGUGUUUGACGCCUUCCUGAACAUGAUGGCAGAUAAAGCCAAGACCAAGGAGAAUGAGGAGGAGCUGGAGCGUCAUGCGCAGUUCCUGCUGGUGAACUUCAACCACAUCCACAAGCGCAUCCGGAGGGUGGCCGACAAGUACCUGUCCGGGCUGGUGGACAAGUUCCCCCACUUGCUCUGGAGCGGGACGGUGCUGAAGACCAUGCUGGACAUCCUGCAGACCCUGUCGCUGUCACUGAGCGCCGAUAUUCACAAGGACCAGCCUUACUACGACAUUCCGGACACCCCCUAUCGCAUUACUGUUCCCGACACCUGCGAAGCGCGAGAGAGCAUCGUCAAGGACUUCGCUGCGCGCUGUGCGAUGAUCCUGCAGGAGGCCAUGAAGUGGGCGCCCACGGUCACCAAGUCUCACCUACAGGAAUACCUGAACAAACACCAGAACUGGGUGUCGGGGCUGUCGCAGCACACGGGGCUGGCCAUGGCCACCGAGAGCAUCCUUCAGUUUGCCAGCUACAACAAGCAGAACACCACCCUUGGGGCGACUCAGCUCACGGAGCGGCCAGCCUGCGUGAAGAAGGACUACUCCAACUUCAUGGCAUCCCUCAACCUGCGCAACCGCUACGCAGGCGAGGUGUACGGGAUGAUCCGCUUCUCAGACGCCACAGGCCGGACGUCUGACCUGAACAAGAUGAUGGUCCAGGAGCUGAAGGCAGCGUUGGGCGCGAGUGACCCUCAGCACUAUACAGAGGCCAUGUUCAAGCUGACGGCCAUGCUCAUCAGCAGCAAAGACUGUGACCCGCAGCUCCUCCAUCACCUGUGCUGGGGUCCCCUCCAGAUGUUCAACGAGCACGGCAUGGAGACGGCCCUGGCCUGCUGGGAGUGGCUGCUGGCCGGCAAGAACGGAGUGGAAGUGCCGUUCAUGCGGGAGAUGGCGGGGGCCUGGCAGAUGACAGUGGAGCAGAAGUUCGGCUUGUUUUCUGCGGAGAUAAAGGAAGCAGACCCCCUGGCUGCGUCGGAAGCCAGUCAGCCCAAACCCUGUGCCCCCGAGGUGACCCCUCACUGCAUCUGGAUCGAUUUCCUGGUGCAGCGGUUCGAGAUUGCCAAGUACUGCAGCUCUGACCAGGUGGAGAUCUUCUCCAGCCUACUGCAGCGGUCCAUGUCUCUGAGCAUCGGGGGCACUGCGGGGAGCAUGAACCGGCAUGUGGCGGCCAUCGGGCCCCGCUUCAAGCUGCUGACCCUCGGCCUGACCCUCCUGCACGCGGACGUGCUUCCCAAUGCGACCAUCCGCAACGUGCUCCGUGAGAAGAUCUACUCCACUGCCUUCGACUACUUCAGUUGUCCCCCAAAGUUCCCUACGCAGGGAGAGAAGAGGCUGCGUGAGGACAUAAGCAUAAUGAUUAAGUUCUGGACCGCCAUGUUCUCAGAUAAGAAGUACCUGACCGCCAGCCAGCUCGUUCCCCCAGAUAACCAGGACACCCGGAGCAACCUGGACAUAGCGGUUGGCUCGCGCCAGCAGGCUACACAGGGCUGGAUCAACACCUACCCGCUGUCUAGCGGCAUGUCCACCAUCUCCAAGAAGUCAGGCAUGUCCAAGAAGACCAACCGGGGCUCCCAGCUGCACAAGUACUACAUGAAGCGCCGGACGCUGCUGCUGUCCCUGCUGGCCACUGAGAUCGAGCGUCUCAUCACGUGGUACAACCCACUGUCGGCCCCGGAGCUAGAGCUAGACCAGGCCGGAGAGAGCAGCGUGGCCAACUGGAGGUCCAAGUACAUCAGCAUGAGCGAGAAGCAGUGGAAGGACAAUGUGAACCUCGCCUGGAACAUCUCUCCUCAUCUGGCCGUGCAGCUGCCAGCCAGGUUCAAAAACACAGAAGCUAUCGGCAACGAGGUGACCCGUCUGGUUCGCUUGGACCCAGGAGCCGUUAGUGACAUCCCCGAAGCCAUCAAGUUCCUGGUCACCUGGCACACCAUCGACGCCGAUGCCCCCGAGCUCAGCCAUGUGCUGUGCUGGGCGCCCGCAGACCCACCCACAGGCCUGUCCUACUUCUCCAGCAUGUACCCGCCGCACCCGCUCACAGCGCAGUACGGGGUCAAAGUCCUACGGUCCUUCCCACCGGAUGCCAUCCUGUUCUACAUCCCCCAGAUCGUGCAGGCCCUCAGGUAUGACAAGAUGGGCUAUGUACGGGAGUAUAUUCUGUGGGCGGCAUCCAAGUCCCAGCUCCUGGCACACCAAUUCAUCUGGAACAUGAAGACGAACAUCUAUGUGGAUGAAGAGGGGCACCAGAAAGACCCUGACAUUGGCGACCUCCUGGAGCAGCUGGUGGAAGAGAUCACAAGCUCCCUGUCCGGCCCAGCCAAGGACUUCUACCAGCGGGAAUUCGACUUCUUCAACAAGAUCACUAACGUGUCAGCCAUCAUCAAGCCCUUCCCUAAAGGUGACGAGAGGAAGAGGGCUUGUCUGUCGGCUCUGUCUGAAGUGAAGGUGCAGCCUGGCUGCUACCUGCCCAGCAACCCCGAGGCCAUCGUGCUGGACAUCGACUACAAGUCCGGGACGCCCAUGCAGAGUGCUGCAAAGGCCCCAUAUCUGGCUAAGUUCAAGGUGAAACGAUGCGGAGUUAGUGAACUUGAGAAGGAAGGUCUGCGGUGCUGCUCAGACUCCGAGGAUGAGGGCAACACGCAGGAGGCCAAUGGCCAGAAAAUCUCCUGGCAAGCAGCCAUCUUCAAAGUGGGAGACGACUGCCGACAGGACAUGCUGGCCCUGCAGAUCAUCGACCUCUUCAAAAACAUCUUCCAGCUGGUCGGCCUGGAUCUCUUUGUCUUUCCAUACCGGGUGGUGGCCACCGCCCCUGGGUGCGGGGUGAUCGAGUGCAUCCCUGACUGUACCUCUCGGGACCAGCUGGGCCGCCAGACCGACUUUGGCAUGUACGACUAUUUCACACGCCAGUACGGGGAUGAGUCCACGCUGGCCUUCCAGCAGGCGCGCUAUAACUUCAUCCGCAGCAUGGCUGCCUACAGCCUCCUGCUGUUCCUGCUGCAGAUCAAGGACCGGCACAACGGCAACAUCAUGCUGGACAAGAAGGGCCAUAUCAUCCACAUCGACUUUGGCUUCAUGUUUGAAAGCUCCCCGGGUGGCAACCUCGGCUGGGAACCGGACAUCAAGCUGACGGACGAGAUGGUGAUGAUCAUGGGGGGCAAGAUGGAGGCCACCCCCUUCAAGUGGUUCAUGGAGAUGUGUGUCCGUGGCUACCUGGCCGUGCGGCCCUACAUGGACGCCGUCGUCUCUCUGGUCACUCUCAUGCUGGACACGGGCCUUCCCUGCUUCCGCGGCCAGACAAUCAAGCUCUUGAAGCAUAGGUUCAGCCCCAACAUGACAGAGCGAGAGGCCGCGAAUUUCAUUCUGAAGGUCAUUCAGAGCUGCUUCCUCAGCAACAGGAGCCGGACCUAUGACAUGAUCCAGUACUAUCAGAAUGACAUCCCCUACUGAGGGGCAGAGUGCCGCAAUCACUGCCUGCUGCUGCGCACGGCCUGCCACUUCAUCUGAUGGACAGAUGGGCCGAGAUGCCCCUGCAGAGCCCGGCAACCCGCUGCCUCCCAAGGUGUCGCCUACAUGGCCCAUGUGGCUGGAAUGACAAUCAGAGCCAGUCUUUGCGCAGGUGUGAGCUAUGCUUGCGCUGGACACAUUCCCUACCUGUCUUGUCUCAGAGGUACAUGAAGUAUUUUCUUGUGUAUAAAAAAUGGAAAAAAUUAUAUUCAAUCUAAGAUUCAACCAACGUGAACAAAAUAAAAACAAAAAAAUGCGUUGGAACCAAUCCAAUAUUAAGUGCACAUUUAGCUGGGGGUGGGGGCCACCCGCCCAGGAGCCUCACAGCCACGAGGGGCCAUCUCCGGUGCCCUGGCUGUGAGCUUCACAAAGACGACUCACCACAGCACAGAUGUACCGAAAAUAACACUGUAUUUUCCCUGAUGGCUCUCAGGGCUG